Condylura cristata (star-nosed mole) is the source of this 1598-nucleotide messenger RNA. RefSeq names its product transforming growth factor, beta 2 (gene TGFB2). The record is from RefSeq and is a predicted model, not a curated record. Gene Ontology annotation, cellular component: extracellular region. Lineage: Eukaryota; Metazoa; Chordata; Mammalia; Eulipotyphla; Talpidae. Gene Ontology annotation, biological process: transforming growth factor beta receptor signaling pathway; SMAD protein signal transduction; BMP signaling pathway. The transcript has 7 exons. The coding region runs from base 203 to 1447 and encodes 414 amino acids. Gene Ontology annotation, molecular function: growth factor activity; type II transforming growth factor beta receptor binding; cytokine activity.
GGAAAGGACUUGCCGCUUCUUUUUAAAGGAAUUCCAGCAAGCUACUUUUUUUUUCCUCUUGGACUUUGACGCUCGAUGGUUUGCAAAAGUUUCGCAUUAAAAAAAUCUACCUGAUUUGUACUUUGAGAGUUGUUGGUUUCUUUUUUACCUCCCGACCUUUUUUUUUUUCCACUUAAAAAAAAAGUUUUCCACCUUUAAAAAAAUGCACUACUGUGUGCUGAGCGCUUUUCUGCUCCUGCAUCUGGUGACGGUGGCGCUCAGCCUGUCUACCUGCAGCACGCUCGACAUGGACCAGUUCAUGCGUAAGAGGAUCGAGGCCAUCCGAGGGCAGAUCCUGAGCAAGCUGAAGCUCACCAGCCCCCCAGAAGACUAUCCAGAGCCCGAGGAAGUCCCCCCGGAGGUGAUUUCCAUCUACAACAGCACCCGGGACUUGCUCCAGGAGAAGGCGAGUCGGAGGGCGGCUGCCUGCGAGCGCGAGAGGAGUGACGAGGAGUACUACGCCAAAGAGGUUUACAAGAUAGACAUGCCGUCCUUCUUGCCCUCAGAAAAUGCCAUCCCGCCCACUUUCUAUAGACCCUACUUCAGAAUUGUCCGAUUUGACGUCUCAGCGAUGGAGAAGAAUGCUUCCAAUUUGGUGAAAGCAGAAUUCAGAGUCUUCCGUUUACAAAACCCAAAGGCCAGGGUGCCUGAACAACGGAUCGAACUGUAUCAGAUUCUCAAAUCCAAAGAUUUAACAUCUCCAACUCAGCGCUACAUUGACAGCAAAGUUGUGAAAACGAGAGCGGAGGGCGAAUGGCUGUCCUUUGAUGUGACUGAUGCUGUUCAUGAGUGGCUGCAUCACAAAGAUAGGAACCUUGGAUUUAAAAUAAGCUUACACUGUCCCUGCUGCACCUUUGUACCAUCUAAUAAUUACAUCAUCCCAAACAAAAGUGAAGAGCUAGAGGCAAGAUUUGCAGGUAUUGAUGGCACCUCCACACAUACCAGUGGUGAUCAGAAAACUAUAAAGUCCACUAGGAAAAAAAACAGUGGGAAGAGCCCACAUCUCCUGCUAAUGUUGUUGCCCUCCUACAGACUUGAGUCUCAACAGACCAACCGGCGGAAGAAGCGUGCUUUGGAUGCAGCUUAUUGCUUUAGAAAUGUGCAAGAUAAUUGCUGCCUGCGUCCUCUUUACAUUGAUUUCAAGAGGGAUCUUGGGUGGAAAUGGAUACAUGAGCCCAAAGGGUACAAUGCUAACUUCUGUGCUGGAGCCUGCCCAUAUUUAUGGAGUUCAGACACUCAGCACAGCAGAGUCCUCAGUUUAUACAACACCAUCAAUCCAGAAGCUUCUGCUUCUCCAUGCUGUGUGUCUCAGGAUUUAGAACCUCUCACCAUUCUUUACUACAUCGGCAAAACACCCAAGAUCGAACAGCUUUCUAAUAUGAUUGUGAAGUCUUGCAAAUGCAGUUAAGACUCUCCAAAGAUUGGCCAUUCAUGACAACGAUGACGAGGACAAAGUCUGUGACACGAAAACACGAAAGAACCUUGCUUUGAUAGCGUCCAACAACAUCUGAAAAAGCGGUACUACGUCAAACCCUUGGGAAGUUUGUGUUCUGUUUGUG